GCCUAUUUUCGUCUCGUCGCCAUUAAUAAACCAUUAUUAAUACUUUAUAGUGUCGAGAUCCUCCGCAAUAUAAUAUCUGUAGAAUGACUUCAGCUGACAAUACUCCCAUAUAACCCGACUUGCUAGAUGCGCUUAUUACGGAGGAAGUUGUAAGGGGGAUAUCAUAGAAAGAUGGUUGUAAGUUCCAAUGCAAUGGUUAAAGUAGGAGAGAUGAUGCAGUAAGAGCCACUACCGAGAUGAUAUUUCGGCUUCAACUGCCGUAAUCUUCUGCACUAACUACCUAGCUUCUAGUGAUUUAGGUUUACUUCUAAUGUCAUAUGGCUGAAACACUAAGAAACCUGCCAGGAAAUUGAAAUAGUCAGAUUGCAUAACCGUAGCGACUCACGAUGUUGCUGGCGUCAUCGUAGCUAGCUGUCCUUGCAAGCAUGAAGCCGAGCUCGUAAGCUAAUUAGAAAAUGCUACCAGCCUCAGUUUUGAUACUACCUUGCAUACCUAAGUAUAUAUAGCAUCGCGAGCCCUGCGCUGUAAGGCUAAUAUUCUAUCCAAACCUUCGGAUCUCGCGAAAGGCUCAUAUUUUGACGAACAUUCGACAUUCGAUAUGGUUAAAUUUGGGCUUCUUGCUGUCGCCCUGUUGGGGAGAGCUUCAUGCUCGGCAAUUCCUAAAGGCAAUGACGAUGGCGACAAUCUCGCGAAACGGGCUUCUACUUACUGGUACGCCAACAUGGACCAUACCGGUUCGGCCCGCGGAUAUGCUCCGGACUUGGGGACCGAUACAUACCCGGUGUACAUGGCAGUCAAAGCUGGCGAUGGCGCUGGGAUACAGAAUGCCAUUAAUGACGCGGGUAAUGGCCAAAAGCGAAAUGGCGAGUGGUUGGCAUCUCAACCGAGAGUCGUGUAUAUACCGCCUGGAACAUACGAAGUCAGCCAGACAAUUCAAAUGAAUACCGAUACUAUCCUGAUGGGUGAUGCUACGGAUCCACCCACCAUCAAAGCAGCUGCCGGUUUCUCAGGCGAUCGACUUCUCUCUGGACAGGACCCAGCGACAGGAGAGCAAGGAGAGCUUUCCUUUGCCGUUGGAGUGAAGAAUUUAAUUCUCGACACCACUAGCAUCCCAGGAGGCAACGCAUUCACAGCACUAUGGUGGGGUGUCGCCCAAGCCGCUCAGCUACAGAACGUCAAGAUUGUUAUGGCGCCGUCCAGUAACGGUCAAGGACACUCGGGUAUCCAGCUUGGAAGAGGUUCUACUCUCGGCCUCUCCGAUGUUCGUGUCGAGCAUGGACAGAACGGUAUCUGGCACAAUGGACACCAGCAAGCCCUCUAUAAGGGUAUCUACUUCUUCCAAAAUACCAUUGGUAUGCUGAUCAAUGGGGGAAACACCAUCGGCAUCAUCGGCUCGACUUUUGACACCGUUGGUACUGCUGUUCGACACGACGGCGGAUCUCCAUGGAUCGCGCUUAUUGAUGCGACAUCAAAGAACUCAGGUGUAACAUUCGCAACAUCAGGGUAUCCAUCAUUCAUAAUUGAGAACUUGACCAAGGACACCAAUACGGAUGUCGCCCAGGUUCCGGGCAAAACAGCUCUAGGCGCGCAGACUCACGUGGACACGUUCACCUACGGUAAUACCGUAGGAAACAACCCCGUUUACGCUGCGAUAACCUCGCCGUUGAACCGGCCCGCUGCCUUAGCGCCGGACGGCAAGUAUCCCGUCAAUGCUGCGCCCAACUAUGCGAAGAACCCCGUUUCGGACUUCAUCAACAUCAAGGACUCGUCUCAAAACGGCGGCCACACUGUCCUGGGCGACAACACUAAGGACGAAUCUGGAGUGCUCAACCAGGUAUUAGAAUAUGCUGCGAGCAACAAUAAGAUCGCGUAUUUCCCAUUUGGCAAGUAUAGGGUCGACGAUACUCUCGUGAUCCCGAAGGGUUCGCGCAUUGUCGGAGAAGGAUGGGCGACUAUCACUGGUAACGGCGACAAGUUCAAGGAUGCCAAGAACCCGAAGCCGGUCGUAUCUAUCGGUAAGGAGGGCGAUGUCGGUGUCGCUCAGAUUCAAGAUAUGCGGUUCACGGUUUCCGACGUGCUCCCUGGUGCCAUUAUAAUGCAAUUUAACAUUGCGGGCUCGGCGCCGGGCGACGUUGCAUUGUGGAACUCCUUAGUCACCGUUGGUGGCACGCUUGGAGCCUCGGCGCUCGGAAACGCUUGCGGAGAUGCUAGCAACGAGUGUCAGGCUGCUUUUAUCGGCAUCCAUCUCACAGCUAGCUCGUCAGUUUAUAUCGAGAACGUCUGGAACUGGGUUGCCGAUCACUUUACGGAGGGUAGCGGCGGCUGCAACAUUGCCGCCAAAGGUGGCGUUCUGGUCGAAUCCACCAAAGGAACGUGGCUUCACGCAUUGGGCAGCGAGCAUUGGUGGUUGUAUCAGCUAAACUUGCGAAAUGCGGAUAAUGUUAUGGUUAGCAUGCUCCAGUCGGAGACAAACUACGACCAAGGUGACAGCACGCAACAGACCGUCCCGGCCCCUUGGACAGCUGAUGUGACGAACUGGGGAGACCCGGAUUUCGCAUGGUGUGGAGGUGGGGAUAAUCGGUGCCGAAUGGGAUACGCCAACUUCAUCCAAGGCGGCUCGAACAUCUACACUUACGCGUCUGCAUCUUGGGCGUUUUUUAAGGGUCCAGGCAACCAGAAAUGUUCGGGAGAUUGUCAAGGUACCAUGCAUUGGAUUUCUAAAACACCCGAGAAUCUCAAGGCGUAUGGCCUAUGCUCGAAGAGCACUACCACCACACUCCACCUUGGGGACGGAACUAAUAUCAACACCCAACCAGAUUUCACCGGGUCCUGGGGAGGGUUGGUGGGUCGCUACACGCCGUAAGGGCAUGGUUCCAACUCCAUUCCAACUCCACGUGCAUUUGUUAUGACGACAUUGCUGUACUAGUAUGCAUUCCUUCGUGGGUAGUGGAUAAUAGUUAGUCGCCUAGUACAGAGUAAUAGAAUAUACACAUCUCG
Messenger RNA from Annulohypoxylon maeteangense, 2997 nucleotides. RefSeq names its product glycoside hydrolase family 55 protein. The record is from RefSeq and is a predicted model, not a curated record. The transcript is spliced from 8 exons. NCBI's taxonomy places the organism in Eukaryota, Fungi, Ascomycota, Sordariomycetes, Xylariales, Hypoxylaceae. Bases 599 to 2863 code for a protein of 754 amino acids. Gene Ontology annotation, molecular function: polygalacturonase activity.